Momordica charantia (bitter melon) is the source of this 1307-nucleotide messenger RNA. RefSeq lists its product as uncharacterized. Gene Ontology annotation, molecular function: DNA-binding transcription factor activity; DNA binding. Lineage: Eukaryota; Viridiplantae; Streptophyta; Magnoliopsida; Cucurbitales; Cucurbitaceae. The record is from RefSeq and is a predicted model, not a curated record.
AUCCCUCUCUCUUUCUCUGUCUGUGUGGAUUUUUGAUAAUGUUUUAUUUGUUGUUUGUUGAGCAGUGGCAGUGCGCAGAAGCAGAAGAAGCAGAAAUCUCUUUAAGGAAUUUUCAGACUCCUUUCCCCGUUGCCCUUCGUAUUUUCCCUUUCUCGUGAUCUCUCUCGAUUUUGUUCUAUAUAAACCCACCUCCUCCCGUUUCUUCUCUUCUCCCCCACCCACAGAUCCACACACAAAAUUAAUCCAUCGAUCAAAAUCUUUCUUAUUUUUAUUAUACGACAUGAGUUUGAGUAGUAGCAGUUGCGGGAGAAAUGGGAGCGUGAGACAGUACGUGAGAUCCAAAGUCCCACGCCUCCGCUGGACUCCUGAACUUCACCACUCUUUUGUUCUUGCCAUUCAAACACUCGGCGGCCAUCAAAAAGCAACGCCGAAGCUCGUUCUUCAGCUCAUGGAUGUGAAAGGACUCACCAUUUCACACGUAAAGAGCCAUCUUCAGAUGUACAGGAGUAUGAGGGGUGACAUGGGAAGGCAAGAUCGGAGCUCUUCAAUAACCCUACAGAGAAAGCUAAGUUUGGAGGAAGAGGACGAUAAUGGGUGUGUGGAAGAAGAAAACGUGAGGGGUUUAAAUCCUUCAGCUUCCAAAAGAGCUAGAAUAAUGGAGAGGAGAAAUUCAAGCAGUUAUUGUUAUGAUUACUAUGGACAGGAAAUGGGGUUGGGCAUGGCGGAGAAUAUAAAAAUAAAGAUGGCGAUGCCUAAUUCUCAAUCAUCAAACGACGUCGCACUGAACCAAUCUGCUGCUGCUGCUGCUUCUCAUGCUUUUAAGCUCAUAAAAGAAGAGGAUUAUGAAAGGGGAGAAGGGAGAGAGAGAAUGGAUGAGAAGGAGAGAGAAAGCAAGUAUUUUGAACUCUCAUUGUCGCUCUCUCUACACAAUAAUAAUCAUCAUCCAUGUUCAGGGAGUGAGAUAAGUGAGGCAAUUUCUUCGUCAAGUUCAAAGUUGGACAGUAAUAAUAAUAAUUAUUACAGAGAUUGUUCAAGUUAUUGGUCCUCUGGGAGGCGGCAGCAGCAGCAGCUGGGCUUAAAUUUAGACUUAUCAAUGGCUCUAUGUGGUAGCCAAUGAGAGUGUGUAAUUUACACUUGCAUCUCUCCUUCAACAUUCCUUUUGUUCUCUCUCUUUUCUUUCUUUUUUUCUGAAUAUAAUGUUGGAAAAAAAAAGACAUCAUUGUUUAGUAGUACUCUCAACAUCGUUGUCUUGUUUUUUGUUUUCUGUUUUUCACUUUGUUUUAUGGUGACCUAGUUGGACUUGUUCA